AUGCCCGUUCCGGGACAAUUUUUUGCUCGGGCAUCUAGCCGUCAUCGUGUAGCAUGCAAAGCCCUCUAUCGCGCCAUCUUGCAAUCGAGCUCUAAAAUUCCUCUACCAAGUGAUGUUUCUCAGCGCGGUUCAAAAAAUCCCUUGACGCAUCUUAUUCGUAAGCGCUUCCGCCAAAAUGCCUUUGUCGACAGUCCACGCAUGAUUAGAAACGCACUACAAAGCGGCUAUCUCUCCGAACAUGUCCUCCGCCUCGCCGUCGACGGUGUCUCGACGGCAGUCGAGCAAAUACAUUGUUUAGUACACUCCCAUCAGGCUGAUAUCGAAUCAUCUCGUCGCGCUUGUUCUCAGCCUGAGUUCAAGCCUCGUCCUCGGCCUCGUGUAUGGCCUUAUUCUAGUGCGCCUAAGCUGGUCGAAAAACGCCCAUUACCUUUAUCUUGCAUUUCGUCGGGGCAACGUCACGUGCCUAGCUUGGUCAUGACAUCCGCAGGCAUCCCCUUCCUCCGCUUUAAGAGGCCCCAGAGCCCUUAUUUGAGUCGCGUCAUCAGGGAUAAGGUCGUUCAGAAACAGAAAAAAAUAGAUCUCAGAUCUCAACUGGAAAUUACCGAUUUUGUCGCACAGUCCGAGAAUGAUUGGGAAAAUACAGUUUUGCAACAAAUUGAAAGAGAUGUGGAAGGAGGAAUUCAAGACGGCGGAAGUAAUGAGUGGUGGUGGGAAGGAUGGGGUAACGGUAUCGGUGUCGACAAGGGCUGGGAUAGUAGUAUCAUGGAAGCUCAGAAAGAAAUCGAUGCUGCUAUUCGAACAGAACGCGCUAGUGCCAAAGCCUAUGGCGAAAAGAUGACAAAGAUUUACCUUGAAGAAAAAAGACUCUGGCAAGAAGAGAAAGAAGUAAAAUCAGCGAAAAGGCUAGCGAAUCUCAAGCUGCGCGUAAAAUAUGACGCAAAAUCAUCAACAGCUCGAAAUUAA
Molecule: messenger RNA, 963 nt
Organism: Blumeria graminis f. sp. triticale
Lineage: Eukaryota; Fungi; Ascomycota; Leotiomycetes; Helotiales; Erysiphaceae
Source: the annotation of a GenBank genome assembly